AUGACUUUUGGUUUGGUUUACACUGUGUAUGUCACUGCAGUAGACCCAAAGAAGGGUAACCUUGGGAUAAUUGCUCCAAUUGCAAUUGGUUUCACUGUGGAUGCUAACAUUUUGGCAGCCCGUGCCUUUGAUGGAGCAUCCAGGAACCCAGCAGUGUCUUUUGGACCCGCUGUAGUUAGCUGGACUUGGGAUAAUCAUUGGGUAUACUGGGUCGGCCAAUCAAUUGGUUCUGCUGUUGUUCACGAGAUUUUCUUCAUCACCCCAAAAACUUAUGAACAGCUCCCCUCUACAGAAUAG
Gastrolobium bilobum is the source of this 297-nucleotide messenger RNA. RefSeq names its product aquaporin TIP1-2-like. Gene Ontology annotation, biological process: water transport; transmembrane transport. The transcript has a single exon. The record is from RefSeq and is a predicted model, not a curated record. Gene Ontology annotation, cellular component: membrane. Gene Ontology annotation, molecular function: water channel activity. Bases 1 to 297 code for a protein of 98 amino acids. NCBI's taxonomy places the organism in Eukaryota, Viridiplantae, Streptophyta, Magnoliopsida, Fabales, Fabaceae.